AGAGCAGGGCGUGCAGCGGUGCAGCCGACCUCCCCACAGCGACCACUGGUGAGUGCCCCACUUUCAGCCAACUCGCUUUCCUCAGCGGACAGGAAUCUGUGUUACAAACAGGCUCUUUAAUUUGGAAAAGUAGCCACUGACCUCGCCAAGUUAGGAUGGAUUUUUCUAUUGCAACAAAGAUGAGUGGGAGAUAACACAGUUAUUUUGCAGUGCUCCCAGAGUGACCUCAACCAACCCGCUCUGGCAGCAGAUGCUAGAGCAACAUUUUGGAAACAAGGCCUGGGGAUGGCAUCUUGCUCCCUGCACUCACCAAUGCACAGUGAGCUCUGAGAGCUUAUUUCUUGAGGUCUGGCUUGGUCAUGGGUGGUUUUGGUGAAAUCUCCCAGUUCUGCAAGGAGAUUUGGACAUGCUGAGGAACUCUGAAGCCUGCAGCAAGUAGGAGGUCACUGCAGGAGAAAAUCAAUUGCUCGCUGUAGCAUCUGAAUGGUCAUUAUGCCCCAAACCAAAUGACGGCUACUAUUAAUAUAACCUCUAGCAAGCACAGCGGCAAAACCCCAGUGUGAGGCUACUGCUGUGGUUAGCACGGUGUUACUUCUGCCUUGAGGCUGACUUCGCAAUGCUUUGCUUCUCAGACAGUAGAAGCCCAGCUCGAUUUCCCACUGCCUCUACAUUUACUGUGAUGUGAGUGAACCUGCAACACGGCUGGAGCCAGAUUGCAUUAUCUCCUUCAAGAAAAGGGAAAAUUGGGUAAAGAUGGCACUUGCAAGCACAGUUCCCCACCCUGGCAUGACCAGCCUGGAUUAUUACAGGAAUGACAGCACAGGGCUGUCUGUCAUUGGGAACCCCAUCAACGACACAGAGCUCAUGUGUGACAGGCGGCAGGUCUGGCAGUUUGCUCGAGCCUUCUUGCCCAUGUUUUUCUGGCUCAUCUUCUUCGUGGGCACAGUGGGAAAUGCCUUGGUCGUUCUCAUCUACUGCAAAUACCGCUUCAGGAGGAGCAUGAUGGACCGCUACCUGCUGCACUUGGCUGUUGCAGAUCUGCUCCUCCUUUUCACCCUCCCUUUCUGGGCCACGGCUGCCUCCAGUGGAUGGAUCUUCAGAAAUUUCAUGUGCAAAGUCGUCAAUAGCAUGUAUAAGAUCAACUUCUACGGCUGCAUCUUGUUUCUAACAUGCAUCAGUUUUGACAGGUACCUCACCAUUGUUCAAGCAACAAAAGCUAAAUCUUCCAAGCAAAGGCGGAUCCUGCGCAGCAAAGUCGUGUGCUUUGCUGUCUGGCUGGCAUCUGUCAGUCUGUGCCUCCCUGAGAUCAUGUACAGCCAGAGCAAGCAGAUCGGUGCUGUGACAGUGUGCAAAAUGACGUACCCGCCCAACAUUGGCAUGGCCUUCAGAGUUGCCGUCCUGGUUCUGAAAGUCACUAUAGGCUUCUUCCUCCCACUUCUGGUCAUGGUUAUUUGCUACACCCUGAUCAUCCACACCCUCCUCCAAGCCAAAAGAUGCCAAAAGCACAAGUCGUUAAAGAUCAUCACCAUGAUCAUCACUGCCUUUCUCCUCUCUCAGUUCCCAUACAACAUUGUUUUGCUGAUCAAGACGAUCAACAUGUACACCGGGGCGGUGUACAGCUGCCAGACCAUCAACGGGCUGGACAUUGGGCUUCAGGUCACCCAGAGCAUCGCCUUCCUCCACAGCUGCCUCAAUCCCUUCCUCUAUGUCUUUGCUGGGGAACGUUUCAGGAUGGCACUGGCCAGGAUGGUGCAGAGCACUGGACGCUACUGGCUUGGAGGCCAGGAUCAGUGCUCCUCCUUGGGUGACAGCCAGGAGCACAGCUCCAACUGGUCCUUUGCCAUGCUGGGGCGGCGGCGGGUGAGGAACUCACUCACCCUCAGCACCAAUUUGGCCUCCUCUGUUGUUCCUGCCUCAUGCCAAGUCUUUGUGUAAGCCAGUGUCUCCUGAGGGUUAUCAAGCAUGUCCUUUCAGACAUCGUUCCUGCACCCCAAAGAUUGCCUUGGAGGACAGCUGGCCUCCUUGGUUGUAUCCAGGACUAAGCAGGGAUAUUGAGGGACCUACAUGUACCUCCUUUGUGCUCUACCAAGCCAGACCAGGCCUUGCUCACAAAGGGAAGUGAAACCUUCAGCACCAUGCAGCAAAAUAGAGCCAGGCAUGUUGUAAGCCAGGCUGACAAAGGAUAAGAGCUAUUUCUGAGGCAGCUCUUUUAGAACCCAUCCGUUGCUCAAAACAGACCAAAUAGCAACCCUCUCAGGAAAGCCAUGUGCAACAUGCAAGGAUGAACCAUCUUCCCAUCCAUGGGGAGUGGUGAGAAGGAGCUGGGCCCUUGCUGCAUGCCGGCUCCAUGAUAACUCAAUUUUUGGCCAUUGCCUGGUUUCAGAAAGUCAACACUGUUCCCUGCACAAAUGGACACAAUGCUGCUUUGUGGGACUGGCAAAGGAAAGCUAAUAUUCUGUACUCACUACAGAAUUAUAUCCUUCUGUAUUUUAGCUCUUUGACGUAGGGUGAGAGUAGGUGCAAUGUAUUUCCUGCAGUUUGUAUUUCUCUGCAUUAAGAAGCCACAAAUCUCAAUAAAAAUUCAAGGCCAUUGGAUGCUCUGAGUUUUCUGUCCCUGAGCACCCAAACCCCAAACCGACGAUUCAACAAACCAUCAGUGAUGAGCUGGUAACCUUUGCAAAGAUGACAAAAGACAUUUAACCCAGAACUGAUGGGACAGAGAAUCGUAAGAUCUCAAACCUAUAACUAGCAACAUUUUGGUUGAGAUGCUCCUCCAGGGGCUGGUGGGGUACAAGGUGCAUGUAGGUGGGAGCUGCAGCAAACCUACCAGUUUCUUGGGAACUGAGGAUGGGCCAACAUUGGCACCAUAAGGGCACAGGAGGUCUGUGGCACCACAAGGCUCCCAGCAAUCCCAAUUCCCACCCCAGUCAGCCCUGAGCUUAUGCUGCUUGUUUUAGUGCUCAGGAGGCUUUCUUGUAAAUAAUCUAUUUUAAUAAUCUGCUUUGGUGUUAGGUGACUAUCAAUCAUUAAAGCGUCUUGGUAAACACCAGUUUUCUGCAAGGCUUGGCACUGCUUUCCCAACUAACACAGUAAAACUGGGCAGAUGGGGUUCUACUUUGACAUACAUUUUUUGAGGGUUUUUUUUUUAAUUGUUUUUCAUUUUUUCCUUAGAGAAGUAAAUGCUGAAAGAGACGUGCAUUUUUUCCUAUAUGUGUGAGGGCGGUGUUUGUGAUUCACGCGGUGCUCAAAUUGAGCAGAAGCUGAAAUUCCCUUCAAUAAAGCACUGUCAUGUACACCA
Gallus gallus (chicken) is the source of this 3298-nucleotide messenger RNA. It is a transcript of the gene CCR9, whose product is annotated as C-C motif chemokine receptor 9. The transcript is spliced from 3 exons. The record is from RefSeq and is a predicted model, not a curated record. Gene Ontology annotation, cellular component: membrane. Lineage: Eukaryota; Metazoa; Chordata; Aves; Galliformes; Phasianidae. Gene Ontology annotation, biological process: immune response; G protein-coupled receptor signaling pathway; chemotaxis. Gene Ontology annotation, molecular function: scavenger receptor activity; chemokine binding; chemokine receptor activity. The coding region runs from base 754 to 1935 and encodes 393 amino acids.